Komagataella phaffii GS115 is the source of this 1461-nucleotide messenger RNA. RefSeq names its product Subunit of the Nsp1p-Nup57p-Nup49p-Nic96p subcomplex of the nuclear pore complex (NPC). Gene Ontology annotation, cellular component: nuclear pore. Lineage: Eukaryota; Fungi; Ascomycota; Pichiomycetes; Pichiales; Pichiaceae. Gene Ontology annotation, biological process: nucleocytoplasmic transport. Gene Ontology annotation, molecular function: structural constituent of nuclear pore. The transcript has a single exon. The coding region runs from base 1 to 1461 and encodes 486 amino acids. The record is from RefSeq and is a predicted model, not a curated record.
AUGUUUGGAAAUUCCAACAAGAACCCCGCCAAUUCAGGCGGUAUGUUUGGAAACGCCUCAGGUAGCAAUGUUGGGGCUUUUGGAGGUAGCUCCUCUGGUAACACUGGAGGCUUGUUUGGAGCAAAGCCUGCUACGAAUACGAAUAACACAGGAGGUUUGUUUGGAAAUAAUGCUAGUACAAAUUCUGGAGGCAAUAGCGGAGGAUUGUUUGGCAGUACGAACGCUUCAGGUAGUACCAAUACAGGCGGUAUGUUUGGAAACAAUUCUGGUAAUACCAACACGAAUCAGUCAGGUAGCUUAUUUGGCGCCAACACCAACACGGGAAAUACUCAAUCGCAAGGAUUGUUUGGUGGGAAUACUGCUAGCAACAGCAAUCAAUCAGGAGGGUUGUUUGGGGGAAAUGCUAGUAAUACUCAAUCGAAAGGACUCUUUGGAGGUAACACCAACACUAACUCUAACACUCAACAGGGAGGAUUAUUUGGAGGAAAUUCUGGUAACACACAAUCAGGAGGGCUAUUUGGAACCAAUUCAAAUAACACACAAUCGGGUGGUCUUUUUGGAGGCAGCAAUACUGCAAAUAGUAAUGCCCAAACUGGAGGGGGGUUGUUUGGAAAUGCCAAUAAACCUGCACAAAGUGGUUUCUCAGGCUCAAAUAAUCCGAGUGGUAACACUGGAGGUCUUUUUGGGAGCAAUAAUACGAACGCUAAUACAACUACAGGGAGUCUAUUUGGAAACAAUACUAACAGUAAUGCUGGUGGGCUUUUCAAUUCAAGUAAUAACAAUAAUAGUUUACUGGGCAACAAUGCAGCACCCAACAACCCUAACAAUGCUUCUCAACCACAGAUAACAUCCCUUACGAGAGUCACGGAUCUACCAGAUGCCUAUCAAAAAGAAAUAGAACAACUUGAUCAGUACAUUCAGCAGCAAAUGGACAUCGCAGAGAGCUUGAAAGACGAUCAAGCAAACCACAAAGAACUAAUUGAAUCAGUUCCAAGAGACAUUAACUUCCUGGAAAACAAAUAUUCUUCUGUUAGUCAGGCCAUUCAUAAUGAUUUAAAUUUUGUAAUGUCUUUCAAGUGCAAGGUGUUAGAGUCAUUUAACGACUGGGUAGAAAAGGUCAUAAAGCUAUACUUGCAACUGACGAACCCAGUUCUGCUCAAGGAGAUCACUAAUAACGAUAAAACUCUGAACAUCAAAGAAGCUGAACCACCCAAUAGUGCUAUACUUCACACUUUUUACGUACACAAAGUCAAAGAAAUCCAACAGAAUAUUCAGAAGUAUCAUUCAGUUCUACAAGAAAUUGAGAAUGCAGUUGAUGAGCUUGAUAAAGUUAGCAGCAAUGGCAUUGACAACAGUUGGGAUCUAAUCAUUCAGACGCUUAAAGAAGAAUUUCGACUUUAUUUAGAGCUUGCUAACAACUUAGCUGACGUGCAUCACGAGAUCAAGCGGAUAUCAGUGUGA